AUGGCGCUUGCACUCGGCAUGAUGUCGACGGCGGCCCAUGCCGACAUGGAGGCAGCCCGCGCCUUCCUCGACACGGAGAUCAAUGGCCUGUCGGUCUUGUCCCGCGAAGAGCAGGAAGCGGAGAUGCAGUGGUUCAUCGACGCCGCCCAGCCGUUUGCCGGCAUGGAGAUCAAGGUGGUCUCGGAAACCAUCACCACCCAUGAAUAUGAAAGCCAGGUGCUGGCGCCCGCCUUCACCGCGAUCACCGGCAUCCAGGUCACGCACGAUCUGAUCGGUGAAGGCGACGUCGUCGAAAAGCUGCAGACGCAGAUGCAGUCCGGCGAGAACAUCUAUGACGCCUACAUCAACGAUUCCGACCUGAUCGGCACCCACUGGCGCUAUCAGCAGGUGCGCAACCUGACCGACUGGAUGGCCGGCGAAGGCGCAGACGUGACGCUGCCGACGCUCGACAUCGACGACUUCAUCGGCACCUCGUUCACAACAGGUCCCGACGGCAAACUCUACCAGCUUCCCGACCAGCAGUUCGCCAACCUUUACUGGUUCCGCUACGACUGGUUCAACGAUGAGAAGAACAAGGCCGACUUCAUGGCCGAAUAUGGCUAUGAGCUGGGCGUGCCGGUCAACUGGUCGGCCUAUGAGGACAUCGCCGAAUUCUUCACCGGCCGCGACCUGAGCCAUCUGGGCGUCGAAGGCGAAGUCUAUGGCAACAUGGACUACGGCAAGAAGGAUCCGAGCCUCGGCUGGCGCUACACCGAUGCCUGGAUGUCGAUGGCCGGCAUGGGCGAUGUCGGCGAGCCGAACGGCCUGCCGGUCGACGAAUGGGGCAUUCGCGUCAACGAGAAUUCGCAGCCUGUCGGCUCGUGCGUCGCGCGCGGCGGCGCCACCAAUUCGCCGGCGGCCGUCUAUGCCGUCACCAAGGCGAUCGAAUGGCUGCAGAAAUACUCGCCGCCCGCAGCCGCCGGCAUGACCUUCUCGGAAGCCGGUCCGAUCCCGGCCCAGGGCAAUGUCGCCCAGCAGAUGUUCUGGUACACGGCCUUCACCGCCGCCACGGUCGAGCCCGGCCUGCCGGUGAUGAACGAGGACGGCACGCCGAAAUGGCGCAUGGCGCCCUCCCCGCACGGCGUCUACUGGAAGGAAGGCCAGAAGAUCGGCUAUCAGGACGCCGGGUCCUGGACGCUGAUGCAGUCGACGCCGGUCGACCGCGCCAAGGCGGCUUGGCUUUAUGCGCAGUUCGUCGUCUCCAAGACGGUCGAUCUGAGAAAGGCCGAUGUGGGUCUGACCUUCAUCCGCGAGUCGACGAUCGACUCCGAUCACUUCACCGAGCGCGCGCCGCGUCUUGGCGGUCUGAUCGAGUUCUACCGUUCGCCGGCCCGCAUCGCCUGGUCGCCGACCGGCACCAACGUGCCCGAUUAUCCGCGUCUGGCGCAGUUGUGGUGGCAGAACAUCGGCGACGCCAUGUCCGGUGCGAAGACGCCGCAGGAAGCGCUCGACGCACUGUGCGCCGAUCAGGAGAGCGUGCUUGAGCGCCUCGAACGGGCCGGCGUCCAGGGCGAUCUCGGCCCGGUGAUGAACGAGCCGCGCGAUCCGGCCGAGUGGCUGGCCGAGCCCGGCGCACCGUUCCCCAAGCUCGAGAACGAGGAUGAGGAGCCGAUCACCAUCAGCUAUGACGAGUUGGUCGCCUCCUGGGGCAACUGA
This is a messenger RNA of Effrenium voratum, 1695 nucleotides long. The record is from the annotation of a GenBank genome assembly. NCBI's taxonomy places the organism in Eukaryota, Dinophyceae, Suessiales, Symbiodiniaceae.